AUGUCCGAAGGUUUACCGAGAGAAGAGGUCGAGCGCAUGCUCUUCUUCGAGGACGCGCGACAGCGCGCCGAGAUCGAGCAUCAACAAAAUCCUCGAGAUGCCCAGGUGUUGACCCGGUGGGGUGGCGCCCUGUUAGAGCUCGCGCACUUUCGUCAAGGGCCCGAGGCGGUGGACAUGAUCGAGGACGCGGUGGAAAAGUUUGAGCAGGCGCUCGCGAUCAAUCCGAAGAAGCACGACGCGCUGUGGUGCCUCGGAAACGCGCUGACAAGUCAAGGGUUUUUAUUUCCCGACGCGAGGGAGGCGAUGCGGUACUUCGAGGAGGCGAAAUCGUGCUUUCGCAGGGCGCUGGCUGAGGAGCCGACGAAUGAGAUUUACAAGAAAGCGCUGGAGAUGACGGAUAAGGCGCCUGGUUUGCACGCCGAGUUGCAGCGUCAGCUCGCGGAGCAGGCGGCGGCGCAGGGGGCGUACGGGGGCGGUGGUCAGGGGUACAGCUACGGCGCCGCGGGUAAGGGUGAGGGCGAGAGUGACUUCUGGUGGGACGUGGCGGGCUGGUGCACCUUCGGUCUCAUCGCCGCCUCGUGGGUCGUCAUGGCGCAAAUGCAAGCCCCGGUUGGGCAACCGUGA
Molecule: messenger RNA, 624 nt
Organism: Ostreococcus tauri
Lineage: Eukaryota; Viridiplantae; Chlorophyta; Mamiellophyceae; Mamiellales; Bathycoccaceae
Product: Plant specific mitochondrial import receptor subunit TOM20
Exons: 1
Coding region: 1-624 (207 amino acids)
Biological process (GO): protein insertion into mitochondrial outer membrane
Cellular component (GO): mitochondrial outer membrane translocase complex
Molecular function (GO): protein binding
Source: RefSeq, a predicted model, not a curated record